This is a messenger RNA of Amphibalanus amphitrite, 1165 nucleotides long. RefSeq names its product E3 ubiquitin-protein ligase CCNB1IP1-like. The transcript has 4 exons. Bases 232 to 993 code for a protein of 253 amino acids. Gene Ontology annotation, molecular function: ubiquitin protein ligase activity. Gene Ontology annotation, biological process: reciprocal meiotic recombination. NCBI's taxonomy places the organism in Eukaryota, Metazoa, Arthropoda, Thecostraca, Balanomorpha, Balanidae. Gene Ontology annotation, cellular component: synaptonemal complex. The record is from RefSeq and is a predicted model, not a curated record.
UGGGGGGCGAGGCAAGAGGCAAGAGCGGGGCGAUAAAAUGUGUAAUGUGUGUGCAAGGUGCAACAAGCUGCCCUUUUUAUAUUUACCGCUGUACCCUACUGAGAAGGCCUAGUCGUAUUAUAAAUUUUGCUCAAUUGAAGAGCGCCGAAAAAGCCUAAAAACUGAGAAAGGAAGAACUGAAUUGACGCUACGCAGAACAUCAACAUCCAGACACUGUUUGAAACAUUAGCCAUGACCGAGUCAGGAGAGCUUGUGUGCAACAUCAAUAAGUGCCGACGUCCGCUGACGUCAAGGGCGUGGGUGACCAGCUGUCUGCACGCCUUCUGCGAGGAGGACGGCGGCAAGUACGUCCACCAGACGCCCGUCAAGUGUCCCGCCUGCGACACCACCCUGAACGACAGCCUAGACGUCAUACAGAUCGAGGUGAACCCCAGCGAGCGGUUCAAGUCGAUGGUGCUGGCCGGUCUGAAGCCGGACGUCAUCUGCGACGUGGCCGGCCGGGCGCUGGCCUUCUGGAUGUACCAGAUGUCCGAGGACCGCGCCUACCUGGCCGCAGCCGUCAGCCGGGGACGACGCCGCUUCGACGACCUCGAGCGCUACUACGAGAAAAACGUCCGCCAGCUGCAGACUCAGAUUACAUCCAUGAAGACGCACCUGGACAAGGAGCUGGCGAGCAGCGCGCGCCAGUUGGAGGAGGCGCGCCACGAGCUGGAGGCCAGCCAGCGCCAGGCCGAGGAGCUCUCCGGUCGGCUGGCGCAGCGCAACAAACAGUACCAGCAGCUGCAGCGCGACUACGACGCGCUGCGCGUGCGGACGGCGGGCACGGCGCCGCGCGUGUCGCCGGCCCACUCGCCGGCGCGCUCAGUGUCGGCCACCUGGCACCCGCCCGUCGGCCACCUGCAGCCGUCGCCGGUGCCGCGCCGCGUCUCGCACGUCUCACAGUUUGUGUUCAAACCGGUGACCCCGCAGCCGGUCACACCCAACAAACGGUGAUCGUGACGCCAGUCUGCUGUGUCAGUUGUGAUAAAACGAGUGGUGUUGCGAUGAGCCCAAAAUGAAUUAAGUAUGUCUGUUGAUAAUUAUGUGUUCCCUGUUCCUCCCUUGAUCCACAUCUGACAUAAGAUUGAAGCACAAAGCUCAACCCCAGAAUAUAUAUCCUGUUAAA